AUGAGUUACUUUUUGAAAUAUGUCGAAAUUGAUAAUUUCAAAUCGUACAAAGGACAUAUUGUUAUCGGUCCAUUACGAAAAUUUACAGCUAUUAUUGGACCAAAUGGAUCUGGUAAAUCAAAUCUUAUGGAUGCUAUUAGUUUUGUUCUUGGUGAACCAACAAAAAGUUUACGUGUCCGAAAAUUAUCUGAACUAAUUCAUGGUGCACCAAUUAAUAAACCUGUUAGCAAUCGUGCAUCAGUUUCAUUAAUAUUUGUUUCAAUUAAAACUGAUCGUCAUGGUGGACGUACUGAACAUGAAAAACGUUUUCAACGUUUAAUUGUUGGAAAUGCAUCCGAAUAUCGUGUUGAUAGUCGUCAAUUAUCCGCAACUGAAUAUACCGAAGAACUUGAAAAUAUGGGUAUUAUACCAAAAGCAAAAAAUUUCCUUAUUUUUCAAGGACAAGUUGAAUCAAUUGCAAUGAAAACACCAAAAGAAUUUACAGCUAUGUUCGAAGAAUUAAGUCGUAGUGGAGAAUUACGUGAUGAAUAUGAACAAGCUAAACAAGAAAAAAAUAAAGCUGAACAAGAUACACAUGCUAAUUUUCAAAAGAAGAAAGGUGUUGAAAAACAAAAGAAAGAAGUUCGAUUAGAAAAAGAAGUCGCACAAAAAUAUGCAGCAUUAAAAACUCAAUAUGAUGAAUUACAAUUACAAUUGAAAUUAUUUCAAUUAUAUCAUAAUAAACAAGAAUUAGUUGAAAAACGUGAAAUAUCUGAUAAGAAAAAAGAUGAAGUAGCCAAAUUAGAAAAACGAAAAGAAGUAUCUGAUGAAGAUAUUAAAGCGAAAAAGAAAGAAUUAGCUUCUUAUAAUAAAGAACUGACAAAUGAUGAACAAAAAGUGAAAGAAUUAGAAGCACAAAUUAAUAAACAUCGUCCAACUUAUAUUAAAGCGAAAGAAAAUUCAACGCAUCAUCAGAAAAAAUUGGAUCUUGCAAAAAAAACAUUACUGUCUGCUGAAAAAACUCAUGCGGCUCAUGAUGAAGAAAUUGAUAAAUAUGAAAGUGAUUUACAUGAAGUUGAACGUUUAAAACAAGAAUAUGAAGAGAAAUUACAAGAUGAAUCACAACAUAGUGGUCGUAAUUUAGCAUUAGAAGAAAAUCAAAUGAAAGAAUAUCGACGUUUGAAAGAAGAAGCAGCUAAAAAAAUGACACAAUUUACUGAAGAAUAUGAUUCAAUUGAUCGUCAACAACAAGUUGAUAAAACAAAUCUUGAUCAAGAACAACGUAGUCAAAAAGAUCAUAUGGCUAGAAUAAAACAAACUGAAUUACGUAUUGAAGAAUUAAAUGGAAAAAUUGAUAAACUGGGUGGUUAUAUUGCUGAUCUUGAACGUGAAUUUAAUGAAAAACAAACCAAUGUACAAUUACUUGAAAAAGAAGUUACGGAAGGUCGAAAACGUUGUGCAGAACUUGAAGAAGAACUUGAUCAAGUUAAUAAAGAAAUUGGUGAAGCACGCUCUGAUCGAAAUGAAACUAGUCGUGCACAACGACGUGCUGAAUUAAUUGAAAAUCUUAAACAAUUUCCAGGCGUGUAUGGUCGUUUAAUCGAUCUUUGUGAACCAACUCAUAAACGUUUUCAAAUGGCAAUAACAAAAGUUCUUGGUCGUAAUAUGGAUUCGAUUGUUGUUGAACGUGAAACAACAGUUCAAUCAUGUUUACGUUAUAUGAAAGAACAUCGUUAUGAACCUGAAACAUUUUUACCGCUUGAUUAUAUAAAAGUAACACCAGUGAAUGAACAACUUCGAGAAUUACAAGAACCUAAAAAUGUUAAACUUGUUCUUGAUGUUAUUAAAUAUGAUAAACAAUAUUAUAAAGCAUUACUUUAUGCAUGUGGUAAUGCACUUGUUUGUGAUAAUGAUGAUGAUGCACGAAGACUUGCAUAUGAAAGUGGAAGUCAAAAGAAUAAAGUUGUUUCAUUAAAUGGUACACUUUUUAGUAAAUCAGGAGUUAUUUCAGGUGGAUCAAGUGAGUUAAAAGCUCGUGCUAAACGUUGGGAUGAAAAACAUCUUGAUGCAUUACGUGCACGUAAAGAUAAACUAUUUGAUGAAUAUAAAGAACAACAAAAGAAAAAACGACGUGAAGCAGAAUUAAUUAAUGCAAGAGCACAAUUACAACAACUUGAAAGUCGUUUACGUUAUUCAAGAACGGAUAAAGAAACAGCUGAAAAGAAACAAAGAAUUUUAAUUGACAAAGAUCUUGUCGAUUUUAAUGAUAAACUUGAUGCAUAUGAGCCUAAAAUCAAUGUAUUACAAGCAACGAUUGAUGAACGAGAAAAACGUAUAUCGAAAUUACGUGUACAAAAGAAUAAAAUUGAAGAUGCUAUAUUUGCUGAAUUUUGUAAACAAAUUCAUGUAUCAAAUAUUCGUGUUUAUGAAGAUCGUGAAUUACAAGCAGCUGAAAAACGUGCACAAGAACGUCUUGAAUUCGAAAAUCAAAUAACAAAAAUUCAAACAAUGCUUGAAUUUGAACGUUCACGUGAUACAGCAGGUCAUGUUGAAAAAAUUAAACACGAAGUAUCAACUUUAGAAGAUGCAUUACAAAAAUGUCAAAAAAAUGAAAAAAAAUAUCGUAAAGUAAUCGAAGAUCUUCAACAUGAAAUUGGUGAAAUCAAAGAUCGUUUACUUGAUCAAAAGAAAAAAAUUGAAUUUCAAGAACGUGAAAUAUCCGAUUGUACAAAACGUGCUGCACAAUUAAAUAAAGAUUAUAAUGAACAACGAAAACGAUUACAACUUAUUGAAAGUGACAUUGAAAAAUUACGCAUGGAUAGACAUAAUUAUUUUCGUACCGCUAAGAUUACUGAAAUUGUACUACCAUUUCGUGGUAAUGCUGGUUCAAUGGCUGCUAUUUCGCUUGCUGAAACAUCGUCAUCUGAUGAUACAAAUACUCAUACACAAUCAACAACGGAUUCAUCAACAAUAUCAAAUGGUGAUGGAAAUUCAACUAGUCAAUAUGAAACCAAACAAAUUUAUGAUAUGGAAGAUAAAUUCGAAUUAAAUUAUAAACGUUUACGUGAUGAUUUGAAAAAAAUUAAUUAUGAACAAGUUGAUAAAGAAGAAAAAUUAUUAAUUAAACAAAUGUCUGAUAUUGAAAUGCAAUUACAAAAACAUUUACCCCAAACAUCAGCUAUUGAUGCACGUUCACGUGAAGUUAAAACAACAUUUGAAUUAACAAAUGCAGAAUUUGAACGUGCACGUAAUGCAGCUAAGCGUGCACGACAAGCAUUUGAAAAAAUUAAAAAAGAACGUUAUGAUCGUUUUAAUUCAUUAUAUGAACAUGUUUCAACAUGUAUUGAUGAUAUUUAUAAAUCAUUAACAAAUUCACAAGCGGCUGUUGCUUGUUUAACUGCGGAAGAUGCGGAAGAACCAUAUCGUGGUGGGAUUACAUAUAAUUGUGUUGCACCUGGUAAACGUUUUCAAGCUAUGGAAAAUUUAUCUGGUGGAGAAAAAACUGUUGCAGCUAUUUGUCUUUUAUUUGCUUUGAGAAGCUUUAAACCAGCUCCAUUCUUUUUACUUGAUGAAGUUGAUGCUGCUCUUGAUAAUACAAAUAUUGGUAAAGUUGCUGAUUUUAUUCGUGAACAAUCAGCUUCUGAAUUUCAAUGUAUUGUUAUUUCACUUAAAGAACAAUUUUAUUCACGUGCUGAUGCACUUGUUGGUAUUUAUCCGGAGCCCGGCGAUUGUAUUACUAGUCAUUGCUUGACAUUAGAUUUAAAUCAAUUUGAUGAACGAGAAAAUAUUGCAAAUACACGUAGUUAA
Messenger RNA from Adineta steineri, 3786 nucleotides. The record is from the annotation of a GenBank genome assembly. Lineage: Eukaryota; Metazoa; Rotifera; Eurotatoria; Adinetida; Adinetidae.